Molecule: messenger RNA, 823 nt
Organism: Saccoglossus kowalevskii
Lineage: Eukaryota; Metazoa; Hemichordata; Enteropneusta; Harrimaniidae
Source: RefSeq, a predicted model, not a curated record
AUGAUGUUAGGAGCAAGUGGUGCUGGUAAAUCAUCCACAGUGAAAAGCAUAUUGGGUGAACCAUUCAAAGAGGAGUUGGAUAGUACUGAUGGAAUGAAAACAUUUCAUAUCAGAUCAGAUUUGUUUGGUAAAUUUGAAGUUGUUGAAGAUACAGAAAAAGAUGGCUUUUGCUUCAAGUUGUUUGAUAUUGGUGUGCACGAAAUUUAUCAGAUUUUCAUGGCUCCGAUGGGAAUUUAUAUCCUUGUAGUUGAUUUGUCUCUUAAUCUAGAUGAUAUCGUCGUAUGUUAUGGGAAAAAGAAGACUAUGAGAGAGUAUAUUCACGGAUGUAUGAAUUUAGUACAUUCACAUACAACUAAAGUUGGCCAAGAUUUGGGAAGUAUAAUACAAAAUGUCAUUGUUGUUGGAACGAAGAUUGAUUUAAUAUCAAAGUUAAGCCGAGUGUAUAUGUCUGAUUGGUCCUUCUGGGAAUCUUCAGGAGAAGAUUGCCAACCUGUCAUCACCAAAUUAGAUGUGAAAUCUGGUUGUGUAUAUAUUGAGUGGGACUUGGGUAAAGCGACAUCAGGGUUUAUUGAGAGAUCUGACGAUAAACUUAAAUGGAUUGAAAUCAAAACUGUGAAGGCUAAGACUGGUUCUUACAAGGAUGCUGGAUUACAACCCCAGACUACAUACUAUUAUAGGAUACAAGUUGAAGAUGACACAUCUGCUGGUUAUACCGUCUCUAUAAAUACUGAAGGAGACAUUGACUCAUCCAAGAAUGAAGGAGUUUCUUGUGAAGACAAGUUCAAUCAAAUGCUUAUUGAAGUUUCUUCUGAUAUGGGGGAAG